AUGGCGUGGGACAUGAGGCCUGACAUGAGGUUUGAGAGCGACACGAAAAGAGACUGUGGUGCCGAUUGUGCAAAAUUCCAGAAAAGUGAAUUAGAGUACAAAUUCAGCAAACGAGCCUUGGAGCGCCCCUACAAUUCAAAGCACUCCUGGGGGAAAACGUACGGUGACCACAAGCGUCACUUGGAGUUCAGUCAUGAUCAAUACAGGGAACUAAAAAAGUAUGCAGAAGACAUCGGCAUCUUUCUCACCGCCUCUGGCAUGGAUGAGAUGGCUGUGGAGUUCCUUCAUGAGCUGGAUGUGCCCUUCUUCAAAGUUGCCUCGUGUGAUGCGAACAACUUUCCAUAUCUUGAGAAAACUGCCAAAAAAGGGCGACCCAUGGUGAUAUCCACUGGGAUGCAGUCUAUGGAAACCAUACGGCGUGUCUACAAGACCGUAAAGGAGCACAAGCAGAACUUCACCCUCCUGCAAUGCACCAGCGCCUACCCUUUGGAUCCUAAAGAGGUCAACCUCAGUGUGAUCAAGACAUUCCAGGAAGAAUUUCCAGAUGUUCCAAUUGGAUAUUCUGGACAUGAGCAAGGCAUCUACAUCACUGUGGCUGCUGUUGCAAUGGGAGCAAAAGUUGUGGAGCGCCAUGUGACCCUAGAUAAGACCUGGAAGGGAAAUGACCAUGAGGCAUCCCUGGAGCCCUCCGAGCUGGCAGAGCUGGUCCGAGCAAUCCGACUGGUGGAGACGGCAAUGGGGUCACCAGUCAAGCAAAUGUUACCAUGCGAAAAGACCUGCCAUGAUAAGCUGGGCAAGUCAGUGAUAGCUAAGGUGGCCAUUUCCAAAGGUACAGUGCUCAGCCCCGACAUGUUUGCCGUGAAGGUUGGUGAGCCAAAGGGCAUCCCUCCAGAGAACAUGCAGAACCUAGUGGGCAAGAAGAUCAAAGUGGAUGUGAAGGAAGAUGACAGCAUCUUGGCAGACAUGAUAGAAUGA
This is a messenger RNA of Maylandia zebra (zebra mbuna), 975 nucleotides long. RefSeq names its product N-acetylneuraminate-9-phosphate synthase-like. Lineage: Eukaryota; Metazoa; Chordata; Actinopteri; Cichliformes; Cichlidae. The record is from RefSeq and is a predicted model, not a curated record. Gene Ontology annotation, molecular function: N-acylneuraminate-9-phosphate synthase activity. Gene Ontology annotation, biological process: carbohydrate biosynthetic process.